Lolium rigidum is the source of this 4320-nucleotide messenger RNA. RefSeq names its product ABC transporter B family member 21. Gene Ontology annotation, biological process: transmembrane transport. The record is from RefSeq and is a predicted model, not a curated record. Lineage: Eukaryota; Viridiplantae; Streptophyta; Magnoliopsida; Poales; Poaceae. Bases 275 to 4096 code for a protein of 1273 amino acids. The transcript has 12 exons. Gene Ontology annotation, molecular function: ATP binding; ABC-type transporter activity; ATP hydrolysis activity. Gene Ontology annotation, cellular component: membrane.
GCGUUCCUGUUCCUUCUUCAGCUACCUCGGCUCCGACCUUAUCUUUCUUGCCUGCCCGCCUCUUAUAAAUCCUAGCCACCUCUGCGCGGCGGCGGCGGCAGCAGCAGCUCCUCGUUUCCCGAUCUGCUCCGAUCGGUGAACAAGUGCUGGUAUGCAGAUUAAUCACGGAGAGCACCGCACUUCUUGUAGCCACAUCUAGUCCUACACGAGAAGCAUACGUAGGUGGUACAUAGCUUCUUCCUUCCGGAGCUACGGAUCUUGAGGGGUAACGGCCAUGCCGGAAUCCUGGAAAGCCGCCGAGGAGAAUGCCUCGUCGCCUCUGCCGGUUUCGGCCGGCCCCUCGAGCUCGGGACCGGGCAAUGGGAAGAAGGCGCCGGCGCCGGCGGGCACCAUGUCCCGGGUGCCCUUCCACAGGCUCUUCGCCUUCGCCGACAGGACCGACGCCGUGCUCAUGCUGCUCGGCGCGGUCGGCGCCGUCGCCAACGGCGCCGCCAUGCCGCUCAUGACCGUGCUCUUCGGCAACCUCGUCGACGCCUUCGGCGGCGCGCUCAGCAUCCACGAGGUCGUCAACCGGGUCUCCCUCGUCUCGCUCGAUUUCAUCUACCUCGCCUUCGGCUCCGCCGUAGCCUCCUUCGUCCAGGUGACCUGCUGGAUGAUCACCGGGGAGCGGCAGGCGGCGCGGAUUCGGAACCUCUACCUCAAGACCAUCCUGCGCCAGGAGAUCGCCUUCUUCGACCAGUACACCAGCACCGGCGAGGUCGUGGGGAGGAUGUCCGGCGACACCGUGCUGAUCCAGGACGCCAUGGGCGAAAAGGUUGGAAAGUUCAUUCAGCUCGUGGUCACAUUCUUCGGAGGCUUCAUCGUCGCCUUCGCGCAAGGCUGGCUCCUCACCCUCGUCAUGAUGGCCACCAUCCCCCCGCUCGUCAUGGCAGGGGCGGUCAUGUCCAACGUCGUCGCGAAGAUGGCGUCGCUCGGGCAGGCGGCUUACGCAGAGUCAUCUGUGGUGGUGGAGCAAACAAUCGGAUCAAUCAGAACAGUUGCGUCUUUCACUGGGGAGAAGCGGGCAGUGGAGAGAUACAACAAGUCACUGAAAAGCGCAUACAAGUCAGGCGUCCGGGAGGGCCUCGCCGCCGGGCUUGGCAUGGGCACGGUCAUGGUGCUCCUGUUCUGCGGCUACUCUUUGGGGAUAUGGUACGGUGCCAAGCUCAUCCUGGAGAAGGGCUAUACUGGGGCUAAAGUCAUGAAUGUCAUCUUUGCAGUUCUAACCGGUUCACUAGCUCUAGGUCAGGCAUCACCAAGCAUAAAAGCAUUUGCAGGUGGGCAGGCCGCUGCAUACAAGAUGUUUGAGACUAUCAGCAGGACACCAGAGAUUGAUGCGUACAGCACCUCAGGAAGGAAGCUGGAUGACAUUCGAGGGGAUGUUGAGUUUAGGGAUGUUCAUUUCUCCUAUCCAACAAGGCCUGAUGAGAAAAUAUUCAGAGGUUUCUCCCUCACCAUACCUAGUGGCACAACAGUUGCUUUGGUUGGCCAGAGCGGAAGUGGUAAAUCAACGGUUAUCAGCCUAAUCGAACGGUUUUACGAUCCUGAGGCUGGCGACGUUCUAAUAGAUGGUGUGAAUCUCAAAGAGUUUCAGCUUAGAUGGAUCAGAAGUAAAAUCGGACUUGUCAGCCAGGAACCAGUCCUUUUUGCUGCUAGCAUAAAGGAAAACAUAGCGUAUGGCAAAGACGAUGCUACUGAUCAAGAAAUCAGAGCUGCAUCUGAGCUUGCCAAUGCCUCCAAAUUCAUAGAUAAAAUGCCUCAGGGUUUGGACACUUCAGUUGGUGAGCAUGGGACACAGCUUUCUGGUGGGCAGAAACAAAGAAUUGCCAUUGCAAGAGCAAUUCUGAAAGAUCCAAGAAUCUUACUAUUGGACGAAGCUACAAGUGCUCUGGACGCUGAAUCUGAAAGGAUUGUGCAGGAGGCUCUUGAUAGGAUAAUGACAAACAGGACGACUGUCAUAGUUGCACACCGUUUGAGUACUGUAAGAAAUGCUGAUACUAUCGCUGUCAUUCAUCAAGGUUCACUUGUCGAAAAGGGUCCACACCAUGAGCUUCUAAAGGAUCCGUUGGGAGCUUAUAGCCAGUUGAUACGGCUACAGGAAUCAAGCCGUCAGGAUAAGACAGAUCGAAAAGGAGAUACUGGAGUUCGAUCAGGCAAACAAGUGUCAUCAAAUCAGUCAGCUAGCCAGAGGUCAUCUCAUGACAACAGCAGCCAUCAUUCAUUUAACGUGCCAUUUGGUAUGGCCCUUGGGAUUGAUAUCCAGGACGGCUCAUCUAAGAAAAUAUGUGAUGAAAUGCCACAGGAAAUACCUCUCAGUCGCCUCGCAUCUCUGAACAAGCCAGAGAUCCCAGUGCUCAUACUAGGUUCCAUUGCCUCAGUUAUUAGUGGAGUCAUCUUCCCAAUCUUUGCGAUCCUCCUGUCAAAUGUAAUCAAAGCAUUCUAUGAGCCCCCGCAUCAGCUAAGAAAGGAUUCAGAGUUUUGGUCAUCCAUGUUCUUGGUGUUUGGUGCAGUGUACUUCUUGUCACUUCCUGUUAGUUCAUACCUUUUUUCUAUAGCUGGGUGCAGAUUGAUCCGAAGGAUCAGACUGAUGACUUUUGAGAAGGUGGUUAAUAUGGAGAUUGAAUGGUUUGAUCACACCGAGAAUUCAAGUGGAGCAAUUGGUGCAAGGCUAUCAGCUGAUGCAGCAAAAGUCAGGGGACUUGUGGGUGAUGCACUUCAGUUGGUUGUGCAAAACUUGACAACCUUGGUUGCUGGUUUAGUCAUUGCCUUUGUAUCAAACUGGGAGUUAUCUCUCAUCAUCUUAGCUUUAAUACCACUAAUUGGCCUAAACGGAUGGAUCCAGAUGAAGUUCAUUCAGGGUUUCAGCGCAGAUGCAAAGAUGAUGUAUGAAGAUGCAAGCCAAGUGGCAAAUGAUGCAGUGAGCAGUAUAAGAACAGUAGCCUCAUUCUCCGCUGAAGAAAAAGUGAUGGAAUUGUACAAGAAAAAAUGUGAGGCCCCACUAAGAACAGGAAUCAGAACAGGGAUUAUUAGUGGAAUCGGUUUUGGCGUUUCCUUUUUCUUGCUCUUUGGUGUAUAUGCAGCUAGCUUUUACGCUGGCGCUCGGAUGGUCGAAGAUGGGAAGACAACUUUUCCUAAAGUUUUCAGGGUUUUUCUUGCUCUUGCUAUGGCUGCAAUUGGUGUGUCGCAAUCAAGCACACUUACAUCAGACUCCUCCAAAGCAAAAUCAGCUGUAUCUUCUAUAUUUGCAAUCGUGGACCGUAAGUCUAGGAUAGAUGCAAGUGAGGAUUCAGGGGUGACUGUUGAGGCACUACGGGGCAAUAUCGAGUUCCAGCAUAUUAGCUUCAGAUAUCCUACCAGGCCAGAUGUUGAGAUAUUCCGGGACCUAUGCUUAACAAUUCAUUCUGGAAAAACUGUUGCGCUCGUUGGAGAGAGUGGUAGUGGCAAAUCAACAGCCAUUGCACUGCUUCAGAGAUUUUAUGAUCCUGAUGUAGGCCACAUACUCCUAGAUGGUGUGGACAUACAGAAGUUUCAGCUAAGGUGGCUUAGGCAACAAAUGGGGCUGGUGAGUCAAGAACCAGCUCUGUUCAACGAAACAAUACGCGCAAACAUUGCUUAUGGGAAGGAUGGCCAAGCAACAGAGUCGGAGAUCAUAUCUGCUGCAGAAUUGGCGAAUGCUCACAGGUUCAUUAGUUCAUCACUCCAGGGGUAUGACACAAUGGUAGGAGAGCGUGGAGCUCAAUUGUCUGGAGGGCAAAAGCAGCGUGUUGCAAUUGCUCGUGCCAUUGUGAAGGACCCUAAGAUCCUUCUUCUGGAUGAAGCAACCAGUGCGCUGGAUGCUGAAUCUGAACGGGUUGUUCAGGAUGCGCUGGACAGAGUGAUGGUGAACCGGACAACAGUAAUUGUGGCACACCGUUUGUCUACAAUACAAAAUGCAGACUUAAUCGCGGUUGUGAAGAAUGGUGUGAUCAUCGAGAAGGGAAAGCACGAUACCUUGAUCAACAUCAAGGAUGGCGCAUACGCGUCACUCGUCGCCCUUCAUUCAGCAGCCUCCUCGUAGCGAGUAGUAUGGUUCCUGGCAACGUAUGCUGAAGUUUGUUCCUCUUUUGAUAACACAUAUAACUGCUUAUAUGUAAGCGGGGGAGAUUAAACAAAUAGCAAGGACCAGAUGUAAAUGCAACAAGUUGGUCCUUAGCAUAUAUGUUUAAUUCACAUAUAUAUGAGUAGCAUGGAACAUAAAAACUAAAUAGAUGAUGAUUAUGAUGAAUUUUAUCAUCCUUUUCA